Messenger RNA from Paramecium tetraurelia, 540 nucleotides. RefSeq lists its product as uncharacterized. Lineage: Eukaryota; Ciliophora; Oligohymenophorea; Peniculida; Parameciidae. The transcript has 2 exons. The record is from RefSeq and is a predicted model, not a curated record.
AUGACUUCUCAGCAAUAUUGCAUUACUAUCACAGAUAACUUUGGUAAUCUAGAGUUUUGGUGGCAUCAUGACAUUUCAAUUGGAAUUUAUGUUGAAGUUUUGGGUACAUAUUAGUAGAAGAUUUUUAAUGAUAUUAAAUUUAAUAAGAUAUAUGCCAAAAGAAUCAGUAUUCAAUUAUAAUAAUUAGAAAUAUUUGACUCAUCCAAUAACUAUAUGUUAUGUUUUUUGGAAACCAUUUUCGAGUAAAAGAAAGAGGAAAAAUAGGAGAAACAGUUAUAAUUUCAGAAUCAAAUUUUAGUUGUAAACCACUCUUAAGAGCUCACAACUGAAAUAGCAGUUUACUACUUAAAAUUAAUUGGAGGCAAAUAUUUAAAGAAUUAUGAAAUGAAAGAUGAUUAUAUAGUUAAUUUUAAAGGGGAGGAAUUUGAGGACAUGAUAUAUUCAAAAGAGGAACUGAAGAUGUCAAUUCAAAUUUUGCAAAGUGUUGGUAUUUUUAAUGGAAAUGUUGUGUGUAAAUAAGAUUAAGAGUGUUUUAAGUGA